Messenger RNA from Perognathus longimembris pacificus (Pacific pocket mouse), 1461 nucleotides. RefSeq names its product zinc finger and SCAN domain containing 5B (gene Zscan5b). Lineage: Eukaryota; Metazoa; Chordata; Mammalia; Rodentia; Heteromyidae. The record is from RefSeq and is a predicted model, not a curated record. Bases 1 to 1461 code for a protein of 486 amino acids. The transcript is spliced from 5 exons.
AUGCGUGUGUUCGGGCGCACCCUUGCCGAAGGCCACAUGAUAAGCAUCGGGCCCACGGGACACCGGGAGAGGUGGCGCAUGCAGAUGAAGAACCCCAUGAGGGCGCAGGACCAGGACCCCGAGGUGUGGCACCUGAGUUUCAGGAUGUUCAGCGCCCCAGAGAAUGCGGACCCUGUGCAGGUGUUGCGGAUGCUGUCGGAGCUGUGCCACCGCUGGCUGAGGCCCGACCUGCACAGCAAGGAAGAGAUGCUGGACCAGCUGGUGAUCGAGCAGUUCCUCAUCUGCAUGCCCGAGCACCUGCAGGCGCUGGUGAAGGAGAGCGGGGUGCGCCGCUGCAAAGACCUGGAGGAGAUACUGAGGCACCACCAGGAGCCCGCCAAGUGGGUUGUCAUGGACGUGGGGGGACGGCCAUACCUCGUGCCGCUGGCCCAACUUCAGAAGGCCAGAGCUGCCAGGGAUGAGAUGAACAUCGCCAUGGACCUGACCUCCAGUCGGGGGCCGCAGAACCCCACAUCCCACAGCCAGGAGCCGGAAGAGGCUGUGGCGGGGACCAGUGGCCUGGGGGCCCAGGGACCCCCACAGAGCAAGGACGUGGCGGUGGAGACAGAGCGCAUGGCAGUGGAUGUGCACCCGGAUGUGAAGCGCGAGGAUCCCUGGGAAGACAGGGACAGGGCACCGUGUCCGUUCCCCCAGCCUCUGCGACUGCAAGGGCCCGGCGCCGUGAAGGUGAUGGAGGGGAGAAGCAGGGGACCCCAGGCAGAAACUUCAAAGCAGAGUGUGCCAGCCAGCACCCCUGACACUCCCAGCCAAGAGAGAAAAGAUUUGGCUGACACUAGCAGAGCCAGGAGGAGACCCGGUCCAUCAUCCAGUUCCCAGGAAGAGCCCCAGGGCUGCGCCACUGACCCUCCAAGCCUCAGGGGCCCCAUGGGUAGGCCUGGGGGCCGCCCAGAAGCCCUGGCUGGCCGUCCAUACCAGUGCAGGAAGUGCCAGAAGAGUUUCCAGUACAAGUCCCAGUUUGUGAUCCACCAGCGCACGCACACAGGUGAGCGCCCUUACAAGUGCAAAAUGUGUCGCAAGGGCUUCAUGCAGCCCUCCGACCUCCGCGUGCACCAGCGUAUCCACACGGGCGAGAAGCCCUACCAGUGCUCCGUCUGCGACAAGCGCUUCACCCACGAGUCCACGCUGCUGGGCCACAUGCGUAUCCACACCAAGGAGACACCAUUCCACUGCCAGGACUGUGGCAUGGCCUUCAGCCACCGGGGCAACCUCAAUGUUCACCGGCGCAUCCACACUGGCGAAAAGCCCUACACCUGCCGGCAGUGUGGCUACAGGUUCCGCCAGCUUGGGACCUGCCGGCGCCAUGAGCAGCGGCACCGGAAGGAGGCAGCUAGAGCUCCUUGCCAGCCUCGGGCCUCCUUCGUGGGGAAAGCUGGGAAUGAAGGGCCUGGUUCCUCACAGUGA